Molecule: messenger RNA, 1267 nt
Organism: Hermetia illucens (black soldier fly)
Lineage: Eukaryota; Metazoa; Arthropoda; Insecta; Diptera; Stratiomyidae
Product: hydroxyacid oxidase 1-like
Exons: 4
Coding region: 91-1188 (365 amino acids)
Molecular function (GO): FMN binding; oxidoreductase activity
Source: RefSeq, a predicted model, not a curated record
UUAUGAUUCUUACCAGUCAGUGUUAAUUUGAAGGUUCCAGCAGCUAUUUGCAGUUCAAACUUGCCGUAAUCAACAUCUAAUUCGGAGACAAUGGCGCUAGUCUGUGUUGAAGAUUAUGAAAAAGAAGCGCUUCGUAGCAUUCCAAAGAACGCCCUGGACUAUUACCGAAGUGGUGCGGGAAAUGAGUUUUCACUGUCUCUGAACGUUGAGGCAUUUAAAAGAUGGCGAAUUCUACCGAGAUUCCUCCGCGAUGUCGGCGGAGUGAACACGGCCUGUAAUGUACUUGGCUGCAGACUAAGUACCCCUAUCGGCGUAGCCCCAACAGCUAUGCAAAGGAUGGCUCACGAUGAUGGGGAAAUUGGCAAUGCUCUUUCCGCUGGUAAAAUUGGUGGCAUUUUUAUCUUGAGUACCCUAUCGACAACGCCAUUAGAGGAAGUAGCUGCAGCAGCACCAAAUACGAUAAAAUGGUUUCAGCUAUAUAUUUACAAAGACCGAUCGUUGACAGAAUCUAUGGUACGGCGCGCUGAAAAAGCUGGAUAUAAGGCGAUUGUUUUAACGAUUGAUGCUCCCUACUUUGGUGCUAGACGAGCUGAUGCCAGGAAUAAGUUCAAAUUACCACCUCACUUAGGAUUGUUAAAUUUCCAAGGAGAUCAAGCCAACAGCGUAAAAAGCAUGGAAGGAUCCUCUGGUAUUAACGAAUAUGUGACUAGACAAUUUGACCCAGCCAUUACUUGGACAGAUGUUAGCUGGCUAGUAAAGUUUACUAAAUUACCAGUGGUUGUAAAAGGAGUACUCACCAGAGAAGAUGCCCUUUUGGCUCGAAAUUGUGGCUGUAAAGGUAUAAUCGUCUCAAAUCAUGGAGCACGACAACUAGAUAGCGUUCCAGCCUCAAUUGAAGUCCUCCCUACUAUUGUUGACGCUGUUGGAAAUGAUAUGACAAUAAUGUUGGACGGAGGUGUUAGACAAGGGACAGAUGUCUUCAAAGCGCUGGCCCUGGGGGCGAAGGCAGUGUUUAUGGGGCGCCCAUUGGUUUGGGGAUUGGCAGUUAAUGGUCAGAAAGGUGCUGAACAUGUCCUAGAAUUGGUUCAACGGGAUUUGGAACUGACUAUGAAACUUUCAGGUUGUGUCAAUAUCAGCGAUAUAACUCAAGAAUACGUUGCACAUGAAUCUCAAUUUUCAAAACUUUGAACUGGAAUGUUGUUAGUAGGAGAUUAAUAAAGUUAACCAGAACAGAAGAAAAAUUGCAAAUAUAGUACUGAAAACCAAA